AGACAUUACAGGCCUUUCUUCUUCGAAGAAUAUGGCCGACAUUUUGAUAUUGCUGUCAUGAAGAUUUUUCAGUGACAAAAUUUUAACUUUGUAGUUCUUCAUGCACGGUUUUAUGUUCCCAAAUCGUUUUAUUUUUUAAUUGCUUAGACGGUGUGUAGUGUAAGCUAUUUUAUUUUUGGAAAAUGGCAGCUGAUCGUGAGAUUGCUGCCGAAGACAGCAUCAGAGUAGUUUGCCGAUUUCGGCCACUGAAUGACUCUGAAGAAAAAGCUGGAUCUAAAUUUAUUGUGAAAUUCCCUUCUGGACCCGAUGACAAUUGCAUUUCUAUAGGGGGCAAAGUAUACUUGUUUGACAAAGUAUUUAAACCAAAUGCAACCCAAGAAAAGGUCUACAAUGAAGCUGCCAAGAGUAUUGUAUCUGAUGUCCUGGCUGGCUACAACGGCACUAUAUUUGCUUAUGGUCAGACCAGUUCAGGAAAGACACAUACCAUGGAAGGUGUCAUAGGGGAUCCAGGAAAACAGGGUAUUAUUCCACGGAUUGUUAAUGAUAUAUUCAACCACAUUUACGCCAUGGAAGAGAAUUUGGAAUUUCACAUUAAAGUCUCAUACUUUGAAAUUUACAUGGACAAAAUUAGGGACUUGUUGGAUGUAUCAAAAGUGAACCUUAGUGUUCAUGAGGACAAAAACAGAGUCCCAUUUGUCAAAGGUGCUACUGAAAGGUUUGUGUCAAGUCCAGAGGAAGUGUUUGAAGUUAUUGAGGAGGGCAAAUCAAAUCGACACAUUGCAGUCACAAACAUGAAUGAACAUUCAUCUAGAUCUCAUUCAGUCUUCCUCAUAAAUGUUAAGCAAGAAAACCUCGAGAAUCAAAAGAAGCUUUCAGGCAAAUUGUACUUGGUGGACUUGGCUGGUUCUGAAAAGGUAUCUAAAACUGGUGCUGAAGGUACAGUCCUCGACGAAGCUAAAAAUAUUAACAAAUCAUUGUCAGCUUUGGGUAACGUAAUUUCGGCAUUAGCUGAUGGAAACAAGUCGCACAUCCCGUACAGAGACUCAAAACUGACACGUAUCUUACAAGAGUCACUUGGAGGAAAUGCCAGGACCACCAUCGUUAUUUGCUGCUCCCCGGCUUCGUUCAACGAGAGUGAAACCAAGAGUACACUCGACUUUGGUAAAAGGGCAAAGACUGUCAAGAAUGUCGUCUGCGUCAACGAGGAACUCACAGCUGAGGAAUGGAAGCGUCGUUAUGAGAGGGAGAAGGAGAAGGUGGCGAGGCUGAAGGGCAAGGUUGAGAAAUUGGAGGCGGAGCUUAACCGCUGGCGUUCGGGUGAGACCGUACGAAUUGAAGAACAAGUGAACUUGCAAGAAAUUGAGGCUGUCACUCCUAUUACGUCAUUCAUUGAGGAGAAACCACCAGCGGCGCCUGUUCCUGUUGCUGUAUCUAGCGCCGUCGAAGAUGCAGCUAUGCAAGGCAAGCUGGAGGCCCUCUACCAACAACUGGAUGACAAAGAUGAGGAGAUCAACCAACAUUCGCAGCUGGUGGAGAAACUCAAGGACCAGAUGAUGGAGCAGGAGGAGCUUAUUGCUGGCACACGGCGCGACUACGAGGCCCUGCAAGGCGACAUGAACCGCAUCCAGCAGGAGAACGAAGCCGCCAAGGAGGAGGUGAAGGAAGUGCUGCAAGCUCUCGAGGAGCUCGCCGUCAACUACGACCAGAAGUCGCAGGAGGUUGACAGCAAGAGCCGCGAGUGCGACCAGCUCUCCGAGGAGCUCCAGGCUAAGCAGAGUGCUUUGGCCAGCGCUACUUCAGAGCUUCAGCAACUCCGCGACCUGUCGGCACACCAGCGCAAGCGUAUCGCCGAGCUUCUGACGAAUCUGUUGCGCGACCUGGCCGAGAUCGGCGCCGCCGUCGGAGGCUCCGAGCUGGACUUCAAGCUGAACGUGGACACUGUCGGCAAGCUCGAGGAGGAGUUCACCGUCGCCCGUCUGCACAUCAGCAAGAUGAAGAGCGAGGUUAAGAACAUCGUGCAGCGCUGCCAUUCGCUCGAGUCCGCUAACAUUGACGCCAACCAAAAGAUCGAGGAGUACGAGCGCUCGCUGGGCGAGUGCCGACUGCUGAUCUCGCAGCACGAGGCUCGCUGCGCGUCGCUGGCGGAGUCCAUGCGCGAGGCCGAGAACAAGAAGCGACAACUCGAGGAGGCAGCCGACGCUCUGCGCGAGGAGUGCGCCCGGCUUCAGGCGGCGGAGCGCGUGCAGCUGGCGGCGGCGGAGCAGCGCGCGGACUCGCAGGUGCGCAGCGCGCUGGAGGCGCAGCUGGAGCAGCUGCGCGCCGCGCACGCCUCGCAGCUCGCCGCGCUGCGGGACGAGCUGGCCGCGCUGCAGCGCCAGAACCAGGAGCUCAAGGACACUUACCAGGAACUCACGCUGGCUCGCCAGCAACUCCAGGACGACUACGAGAAGCUGAAGCGCGAGGAGGCCGACAAGUCGGCUAAACUCAAGGAACUCAUUCAAAGCGUCGAACGGCGUGAACAGGCCCGCGCAGAUCUCAAAGGUUUGGAAGACACCGUGGCCAAGGAGCUGCAGACACUGCACAAUCUGCGCAAACUGUUUGUGCAGGACUUGCAGGCAAGGAUAAAGAAGUCCAACAACUCGGAGGAAGGCGCAGAAGAAGAGGGUGGUUCAUUAGCUCAAAAGCAAAAGAUCUCAUUCUUGGAGAACAACUUGGAACAGCUGACAAAGGUGCACAAGCAGCUGGUGCGCGACAACGCAGACCUGCGUUGUGAAGUGCCCAAGCUUGAGAAGCGUCUGCGCGCCACUAUGGAGCGCGUCAAGGCAUUGGAAACUGCUCUCAAGGAAGCAAAGGACGGUGCUAUGCGUGACCGCAAGAGAUAUCAAUUCGAAGUCGACAGAAUUAAGGAAGCUGUGCGAGCUAAGAACCUCGCUCGGCGAGGACCGCAAGCUCAAAUCGCCAAACCCAUCCGCGCUGGCGGUGGCCACCUCGUGGGCGGUGGAGCUCCCGGCGUGGUCCGGCCGGCGCCUGCGCAGGACAUCAAACGGAAAUCAAUUAUUGUUGGCGCCCGAGAUGAGAGUUGAAGAGGUAGCAAUUACAUCAUAGAGAAUUUAAAUGAAACUUCAUAGAUGUACCUUACAGGGGCGAGGAAAUAAUUCUUUUAAAAUCGUAACCGUUAUAUAACUAUGUGUUUAUGGAAAGCCUAAUAAUAAGUGCAACAAAAAAAAAGAAAAAUAUUUGGUAGUAUUCUCCUAGGCUUAAUCAUUUGGGCUACCUUAUAAUUAACGUCUAUAAGUGCACAUGGAUUUAGAACAGUUAAUAGCUUUCUGCGAUAUAAUAUGUCAGGUUUCAUAUAAAUUCGAUAAAGUACCAGUUCUAAAAGUAUUACGGUUUAAGCAAACUUGAAGCUUAAAUUGUCUUUUGAUGUUGCUAUUUUUAAAUCAGAUAAAAUAUUUUUAUGAAAUGACAAAAAGUAUUAAUUUAGUUUCCCAUUAUGGAUGCUUAAACUCGAUUUAAAUGUACUAUGAAUUUUGAGAUUAUUAAUCCUAAUGAGGAAGAAAUGUGGCCAACUGAGAAGUGAGCAAUCAUUCAGUACAAAGAAAUACCGAGCCAGUUACCAAUUUGUGUCGAAGUAAGCGGGAUAUAACUACACUCAUUUCUUUCUCAUAUGGAUUUUAAACAAUUAUUUCCAAGAUGCAAUAUCUCGUUAUCUUUAAGAAUAUGCUGUGAAUUAAUUGCAGACUUGCAUAUGCUGCCGCACAAAUAAAGUAAAAACUAAAAAACGUAAAAAAAAAGUAUAUUAAUAUGUGUUACUGUCGGCCCGUGUUAUCAAUUCCACGUGUGGUGGCAAAUGCAGAGCAGUGUGCAUCUUCAAUGUGUAGUUGUAGUUUAAGCUUCUUUAAUAUAUAUUUUUAUAUAUUGUGAUAAGCGUUGAUAUGCCGACAUGCGAGCAUUUAUUUAGUUAACGAAACGAAAGCCUUUGGUAUAUGUUCACAAGGUGUCAUGAGUGAUAACGAGAAGGUUCAUACAUAUUCAGAUUAACAUUUCAGGUAUCCAUUCAUACCCAGUGAGUUUGCAUUGGUUUCAUGUGCGUGUGCCUGGACGACUUGCUACAACAAGCAAGUUCACUGUCACUAGGCACGGUGUGCGUCAGAUUGACAUGCGAUUCGAGUUUAGUGGGUGAUUUUUAUAUUCCUCAAUGAAUAUGAAAAUCUCUUUCAACUAAUCACAUUUAGCUCCAGUGACUUUAAAUAUAAAAGUGUAACAUUACUGUUACUGCUUAUGAAACAAUAUUAGUAACACACAUACAUAGUCUUGCAACGUAGCUUAGGUUAUCAUUCAUUGCACCUUUCGCUUAGUCUCACUACUGCGCGACACCUUCACGUUAGCUUGUGAGCUGUGAUGUUUUUUUUAGCAAAUAUUUUACUUUUGUAUUGCGCCUGUCUUGUAACUGUCUCAGUAGUAAUGUUAGUCACUAAGUUACAAUAUCGGCUCUUAUAAUAUAGUCCGUAACAGUUAAGAGUUAUUUUUAAUGAAAUAUAUGGUAUACUUCACUUUGAAUCACUGUCAGACUUGUAUUUACAGGAGGAAUAAAAAGCUUUGAAAACAUCGACAUUUAACAUAGUAUGUUUGGAUUGGUUAAAGUUCUCUAUUUGCUUUAGGACGCAUCAGCUUCGCAGUAGAUCUGUAACUUAUAUAAGUACUUAUAAAUUAAUCACGGCGGAUCACAGCCCGGUGAGGCUGGCUACAUACAGACUCGACAACGGUGUAGUAGCCAUUGUCUGGCUGAAUCCUUUGAGGAGUUAUGGAACUAAAGCCGAAUAAAUAACCACAAAACCAAAGAUAAAUCACAAUUUUUAGGUUUAUUGUUCCACAUUAAUUAACAGCGGAAAUUUUAUGUAAGCCCCGAAUUACUCAAUGGUUCCAAAGCUCCUUAGUGUGUUGCAAUACAUUUAUAUCGUUUAGAUGUAAAGUUGUAGUAAAUUAUUUCACACUUAAUUUAGAUAAAUGAUGUUUAUCAUAUUUUAUUUAUUGUACUACAUAAAACUAAAUUAUCUCGUUUCGUUCACUUUUAAAGUGAACUAAAUGCGCUUUUUUAUAUACCUCUACUUACAUUAUUUUAAAAUCAUGAUCAAAUACAUAUAUUUUGCAUUCAAAAUUAGAGAUGCCUGCAAAGAUGCAUUCCACGAGGAAAGCACAUUGUGUCUUUGUUAAUCUUUAAGAUUAGUUGUUUUGUCAAAAUGUAGUUAAAUGAGGCUAACCUCGGUUUCCACUCGCCUGUUGCAUAGAUAGCUCUAGCCGGAGGUCCACGCGACUCGGACGCGCCCAAUGGUGGGCAACCCCAAACCGACAGGCUUGCCUUUGCACCAAGUGAUUUAGUUUGUAUUGACAUCUUUUGUAUCAUGUAUUUUAAUAUAUGGAAAAUUCUCAGGAAAGUGUUUUCUUGAUUUUUUUUAUUUAUUAUGAAAUAAAAUCAUGAAUUUAUUUGCUAA
This is a messenger RNA of Trichoplusia ni (cabbage looper), 5492 nucleotides long. RefSeq names its product kinesin heavy chain (gene Khc). Lineage: Eukaryota; Metazoa; Arthropoda; Insecta; Lepidoptera; Noctuidae. The record is from RefSeq and is a predicted model, not a curated record. The transcript is spliced from 19 exons. The coding region runs from base 183 to 3083 and encodes 966 amino acids. Gene Ontology annotation, biological process: microtubule-based movement. Gene Ontology annotation, molecular function: microtubule binding; ATP binding; microtubule motor activity.